AGCGGGAGCAGAAGAAGAGAGGAGGCGGGACACGUGGGUUCGCUGAUUAGCUAGUAACUAGCAGCGGUAGUAGUUAGUUAGUCCUCCACAUCCGAAGAGCAGCACCGGACCGACUCCGCAUCAACAUCCACAAUGAACGGUUUAGACGAGGAAACCAUGGCGCCACAGACGUUCCUUUACGGCUGCGUGCUGGAAGCUGGAAAAGAGGUGGUGUUCAAUCCUGAGGAUGACGACUUUGAGCACCAGCUAGAUCUGAGGAUGGCCUGCGUGGACCCCGCCACAAAAGACGAACUUCACAUGGUGGAGGUGGAAGGACAAGACACAGAGGGUCAGAAAAUUAAGGCAGCACUGGUUUCACUGAAACCCUCGACCCUGCCCAGCGUUUGUCUCGGUGGCUUCACAAUCACACCUCCAGCAGUUUUCCGUCUCAAGGCGGGUUCUGGUCCGAUCCAUAUCAGUGGACAGCACCUCGUCAUGAUGGAAUCUGAGCAGUCUUUUGAUGAAGAAGAUGAUGAUGAGGAGGAGGAGGAAGAAGAGGAAGUCGCAACAUCGAAGAAGAGACCUGCUUCCUCUCCUGCGGUCAAGUCCCAGAAAAAGAUGAAAAUGGAAAUUGUGGAGGAUGACGAUGACGACGAUGAUGAUGAUGAGGAUGGUGAUGAUGAGGAGGAUGAGAGCGAGGAGGAAGAAUCGCCUGUUAAGGCCAAGCCAACACCAUCCAAACAAAAGACCCCUGCUCAGAAUGGCAAGAGUCCCAAACCCAACACUCCAGCUAAAAAACAGGCAACGCAGGAGAAGACCCCUAAAGGUAAAGGUACCAGGUCACCUAAAACUCCAACAACUCCCAAGGCAAUUCUCACAGUUCCUGAGAUUAAAGCCAAGAUUAUGGAGGCAGUUAACAAGGGAGUGACAUUACCCAAAGCUCAGCCCAAGUUUGAGAACUUCGUGAAGCACGGUUACAAAGUCUCUGAAGCCAAGGACGUUGCGGAGCUGUGGAAGUGGAGACAGGCGGUGACGGAUGCUAAAUAACAGCCUACACAACAGUUUUAUUAUCUCUUUUUAUGACUCGUUUAUAUCAUCGCAUCUCUGUAGCCACACUCGGUUCCUUCCAGUCGUCAUGAAUCCAUUCAAAGUCUUAUCCAGCCUCCGUCUGCCCUCCUGCAUGAAGAGACUGUACAGGUAGUGAUGUGGCUGACGAGCGUGCACGAUGAUGUUGCAUCAUGUUUCCACCUCCAUAUUUCUCACUGGGGCAGAGAUAUUAUUUGGUUUGUUGAAUAAACCCUAGGAGAAAAGACGUACAAAUUUGCAUCUUUGUAGAUGUGUAAAUAAAUUUCUCACUAGAUUUUUAAAUUUUUUUUUGGCAGCAUUGAAUGCAAAAACAAUUAAAAAAAAAAUACAUUUCAUUACACCUAAAAUGACACAGACUUGAAACAGGGCAGUUCAAAAUAACUUCUUUUCAUUCAAUAAAACAUCCGCUUUGGUGAGUUGCCACCAAGCACUUCAAAGAACUGCACUUUUUGGAAUGUGUUGACUUUUUAUGCUGCUGAGAUUCCUUCACAUGCUUUUUUUCAGUUGGAAGAUUUUGUCUGAAUUCAAAGGUUCUUGCCAUUUUCCUCCAUUUUACCGUCCGUACAUUGUCCACCAUUUGGUUUAAAGCUCCCAUCAACCUUUUAGAGCCAAGAGAAAUAAGAGCAGCACCUUCCACCUCUGCUCUCUUGGUCUAUCUGCUUUAUGUUGCCACGACUGCUGAUAUCCAACAGGCUAGAGUUUAAGUAUUUGCUCAUCGGGUGACAGACUGCAUGAAGGAAUUUGAAGGUUUGUUGUUUUUUACGUUGCUAAAUCUCUUCAAACCAGAUAUUGCAGGUGUGGAGAUGUUCUAUACAAUAAAAUCCCACCUGCUGUUAUAAUUCAGUCCAUUUCUCUUGAUCGUUUGAAGUUGAAUUGAUGGUGUAAAUGUUUGUGCAUUUGGCCUGUUAGAAGCAGCUCAUUCCAUGUUUGCAAGAAACUAAUGCGUUUGUUUGAUUUAAAUAUGCUUUGGGUGUAGGCUCGCCGUCAAUGAGAUUGAUUCAAUAAAGGAUAUGGCUUCAUUACAACUGUUCUGUUUCUGUGCAGCGAGAAUAAAAAGCUGUGGACAUGUUGAAGACAAA
Molecule: messenger RNA, 2144 nt
Organism: Hippoglossus stenolepis (Pacific halibut)
Lineage: Eukaryota; Metazoa; Chordata; Actinopteri; Pleuronectiformes; Pleuronectidae
Gene: npm1a
Product: nucleophosmin 1a
Exons: 11
Coding region: 133-1026 (297 amino acids)
Biological process (GO): chromatin remodeling; ribosomal small subunit biogenesis; ribosomal large subunit export from nucleus
Cellular component (GO): ribonucleoprotein complex; nucleoplasm; centrosome
Molecular function (GO): chromatin binding; histone binding; RNA binding
Source: RefSeq, a predicted model, not a curated record